This is a messenger RNA of Leptidea sinapis, 8236 nucleotides long. It is a transcript of the gene sno, whose product is annotated as protein strawberry notch. Gene Ontology annotation, molecular function: histone binding; chromatin DNA binding. Gene Ontology annotation, biological process: regulation of DNA-templated transcription. Gene Ontology annotation, cellular component: nucleus. Bases 217 to 4278 code for a protein of 1353 amino acids. The transcript is spliced from 28 exons. Lineage: Eukaryota; Metazoa; Arthropoda; Insecta; Lepidoptera; Pieridae. The record is from RefSeq and is a predicted model, not a curated record.
AUUUUUUCGAUUCUCUGAGAGUGAAAUUAAUUUUUUAACAUGGCCGAAGCAUCGACCGCUGUCGAGACGUCUGAUUUUUAAAACGUGCAUUUAUAAAUAUAAUUUAUUGUUUUAGUGCUGCGAGUGUUUAAUUGAGAAUAAAUAAAUAUCUUCAUUGCUGUAAAUAUCAAAAAAGGAGAUUUUUGGCGACUCAAAUAUUUGCGCACAAUUUUAAAAAUGUCUAAACGUGGAGAUAAUCCACCAAGUGAUGACGAUUCUGAUUUUGAUGAUGAUGAAGACCCUGACAACUUGGAAGUUCCAGGUGGAGGUAAGACAUUGGCAGCAGCAGCAAGGCUUGGAGAUAAAGUGAAGAUGCCGGCUCCUGCACCGGUCAUGAUCAAACCCACAACAAAUCCACUUGCAGCACCAUCUGGAUUAGCAUUUGGACAAUCAUCAAAUGUUAAGCCAAUCAGAAUAUCAGCGAGCUCAUUGACUAAACCUAUCAAUAUUGGUAUUGGGAGAGGCAGGGGAAUGCCAGCAAUGGGGAUGCCUGGCACUUCGGCCCUCAAUGCGGUGUCGCUGCUUGCACAGAUGGAAAUGGCGGGAAUGCAAGGUUUGAAUCCGUACUGGCUACAGAAUCUCAAUCAGUUCCUGGCGUCGGGUAUGGGAGGCCCGCUAGCUGGCAUGUAUGGUCAGUUGGGACAACUGGGACAGCUGAACCAGUUGGCAGCCUGGACGAACAAGGGAAUGUGGCAGCAACAGGAGAAGAUGGGCGGCGAGGAGGAGGAAGUGGAUGAUGAGGAAAUGGGCGUGGCCGAGACGUACGCUGACUACAUGCCCACUAAGCUGAAGAUUGGCCGCAAGCACCCGGACCCGGUGGUGGAGACGGCGUCGCUGUCGUCGGUGGAGCCGGUGGACGUGACGUACAAGCUGGCGCUGCCCGAGGACACGAUCCGCUCGGGCGCCUUGUCCGCGCUGCAGCUGGAGGCCGUCGUGUACACGGCGCAGGCGCACGAGCACACGCUGCCCGACGGCACGCGCGCCGGCUUCCUGAUUGGAGACGGCGCGGGCGUGGGCAAGGGCCGCACAAUCGCAGGCAUCAUCUUCGAGAAUUACAUGCGAAACCGACGUCGCGCCAUCUGGGUGUCGGUCUCCAACGACCUCAAGUACGAUGCCGAGCGUGACCUGCGGGAUAUCGGCGCCAACUGCAUCGACGUGCACUCGCUGAGUAAGUUUAAAUACGCGAAGAUAUCGAGCGGUGUCAAUAGUAACGUGAAGAAGGGCGUGAUAUUCUGCACAUACUCUGCGCUGAUUGGUGAGACGUCCGCCAAUACCAAGUAUCGCACUCGUCUCAAGCAACUGUUGCAGUGGUGCGGCGAGGACUUCGAUGGACUCAUCGUGUUCGACGAGUGCCACAAGGCCAAGAACUUGUGCCCGGUGGGGUCGGGCAAGGCCACCAAGACGGGGCUGACGGCGCUGGAGCUGCAGACCAAGUUGCCGCGCGCGCGGGUCGUGUACGCGUCCGCCACGGGCGCGUCCGAGCCGCGCAACAUGGCCUACAUGGUGCGGCUGGGCAUCUGGGGCGACGGCACGCCCUUCCCCACCUUCAUGGACUUCAUCAACGCCGUGGAGAAGAGAGGCGUGGGUGCCAUGGAGAUUGUGGCGAUGGACAUGAAGAUGCGUGGCAUGUACAUUGCCCGCCAGCUCAGCUUCCACGGAGUCUCGUUCAAGAUCGAAGAGGUGCCCCUCAGCGACUCCUUCAAGGAUACCUACGACAAGGCCGUGGCCCUGUGGGUGGAAGCUAUGCAGCGUUUCACCGAGGCGGCCGAACUCAUAGACGCUGAGGCCCGGAUGAAGAAGACCAUGUGGGGACAGUUCUGGUCGGCUCACCAACGCUUCUUCAAGUACCUCUGCAUUGCAGCGAAGGUGAAUCACGCGGUGGUGACUGCCCGCGAGGCUGUGAAGUGCGGCAAAUGUGUCGUGAUCGGUCUGCAGUCGACGGGGGAGGCGCGCACACUGGAGCAGCUCGAGCGGGAUGACGGCGAGCUCAACGACUUUGUGUCUACCGCCAAGGGCGUUUUUCAAACACUGGUGGAGAAGCACUUCCCCGCUCCGGACCGCGAGCGUAUCAACCGCCUGCUGGGAAUCGAACCCAAGGCCAGGCAGAGUCCGGCCGCUAGUAACGGUAACGCGACCCGUGCCACUGCGGCUCCCGUACCCGCAAGCAACGGCGACGAUGACGCCAACACGUCCAAGAGAAAACUGACGUCACGGCAGCAAGCGAACGUAGCAGCAAAACGCGCUCGCGGCGGUUCCUCGAGCGACGAGUUUGUCCGCGGCUCGGACGAUGACAUCGAGGAGCCCGAAUCCGAUGAGGACCGGCCACACUCGGACUCCGACUUGAGUGACUUCAACCCGUUCCGCGCUGGCAGCGACAGCGAUGAUGAUCCAUGGGUCGGUCUGGGGCGUAAAAAGAAACAGACGAAAAAGAAGAAACUUUCGACACCAAAAAAGAAAGUUUCCACACAGGAUAAGAUCGAGACAAUGUUCGAAAAGAAGAAUACCUCGCCAGCCAGCACGGUCACCGUGACAACGCCCGGUGGCCACAAUUUGACCGGCACGCCCGUCGGCACCAACGGACUCUAUCUGGGCGGCGCGCGGAAGCAGCCUCCGCCGCGGUCGGCCAUCGAGCGCGCCUGCAGCAUGAAGGAGGAGCUGCUGGCCAGCAUCGAGCGGCUGGCGCGGCGCCUGCCGCCCAACACGCUGGACCAGCUGGUGGACGAGCUGGGGGGCACCGACAACGUGGCCGAGAUGACGGGUCGGAAAGGUCGCGUGGUACAAACGGAAGACGGUCAGAUAGUGUACGAGAGCCGUGCCGAGGCCGAUAUUCCGUUGGAAACACUCAAUUUGGCGGAGAAGAAGCGCUUCAUGGACGGCGAGAAAGAUGUCGCCAUCAUAUCCGAGGCGGCAUCGAGUGGUAUCUCGCUGCAGAGUGACAGGAGAGCGCGCAAUCAGAGGCGGAGGGUUCACAUUACGUUGGAGCUGCCAUGGUCUGCGGACAGGGCGAUACAACAGUUUGGUCGCACGCACAGAUCCAACCAAGUGAACGCGCCCGAAUACAUCUUCCUAAUUUCCGACCUGGCCGGUGAGCGCCGGUUCGCGUCCACGGUCGCCAAGCGGCUGGAGUCUCUAGGAGCGCUCACGCACGGCGACCGGCGCGCGACCGAGACUCGUGACCUCAGCCAGUUCAACAUCGACAACAAAUACGGUCGCACCGCGCUCGAGGCGGUGAUGAAGGCCAUCAUGAAAUACGAGACGCCGCUGGUGGCGCCGCCCAAGGACUACCGCGGCGACUUCUUCCAGGACCUGGCGUCCGCGCUCGUCGGCGUGGGGCUCAUCAUCAACAGCGAGCAUCAGCCCGGCGUGCUGGCGCUAGACAAGGAUUACAACAACAUGUCAAAAUUCCUGAACAGGAUACUGGGCAUGCCGGUGGAACUGCAGAACAGGCUGUUCAAAUACUUCACCGACACACUGGCUGCUGUUAUGGAACAAGCCAAGCGCAGCGGCCGCUUUGACCUCGGCAUCCUGGACCUGGGCAGCGCGGGCGAGUGCGUGCGCCGCGUGCGCUGCGUGCGCUUCCUGCGCCGGCACGCCACCGGCACGGCGCCCGUCGAGCUGCACACCGUGUGCUGCGAGCGCGGUCUGGACUGGCUGGAUGCAUUGGAAAAGAGCGAAGAGUGUGUCGGCGCUGAGGGGUUCUACCUUUCGCAGCAGGCCAGAAAUGGCAAGUACACGGCGGUGCUGUGCAUUGCUGCCAACACCACGCGCGAACGGAACGUGCCCGACAAGGACCGCACCUACCAGCUGUACAGGCCAAACACGGGUCUACAGCUCCGCGUGGAGACUCUUGGGGAAAUCGAGAAGAAGUACCGCAAGGUGACGAGCGAUGAAGCGGAGAGCGCAUGGCGCGCGCAGCAUUCUGCUUCCCAGCGUGUCUGCUCACACGCCUACUGGAAAUCCGUGUGCCGGAACGGUGCCGAAUGCGAGGUGGGCCUGCGCGUGCGCACGUACCACGUGCUGUCGGGGUCGGUGCUGGCCGUGUGGGCCCGCGUGGAGGCGGCGCUGGCGGCUCGCUCGGCCGCGCACAAGAUGCAGGUGGUGCGGCUGAAGACGGACGACGGCCGCAAGAUAGUGGGUACGCUUAUACCAAAGAAUUGUGUCGACUCACUGAAGGAAACGCUCUCUUCCGACGCAGUGUCCGUCACAGAGCACAAGUUCGACAACAUAGACUUAAAGUGAGCGCUCGCACCAUGUAAAUAGUGUUCAUGUUAGCUUAGCGCCCCCGAAACAGUUCCUCUAUAUUUCGCGGCGAUACCGUAAGGGACCAUGUUGGAUAUACGAUACGGUGUAAGAAGUAGGUAGGGAGAGAAUGCAAUGGCCCCGAUGGGUGAUGAUUUUACUUGAGAGGGUUUUGUGUAGUAGUGAAUUAGUCAAGCAUGUUUCGAUGGUGAGAUUUCAGACCGAUAUUUGCUUCAAGCAUGUGAUGUCAAGGGAGCAUUUCAAAGAUAAGAUUAUCGAAAUGCACUGACAAGGGUUGCUUGUAGCACAGUCAGUAGCCAGUAUUUGUUUAUAUGUCUUGAUGUAUUCGUUGUGGUUUUUUUUUAUUUAUUUAAAACAAAUGAUGGUGCGUUUGUUUUUGAUGUACCUACAGGUAAUUUCAAUAAAACAGGCACGCUGACAGAUGCCAUAACAUAAAUAAUAGUAAAUUUAAUACAAUCAUAAUUUCUAACAUGCCCAUAAGCGCGACUCAAGGCCGCGCGCGAGUUUUCGUUUUUCGCAAUGCGUACUCACUACGCACACAGUGUGGUGUCAUACCGUUAUAUUAUGUGUGUUUGUACGUGUCCGCUUUAGUUAACUUAUGUAUACAACGUUCUAUGGAACGGCGGAUGUCGCGACCGCUUCCAUGUGUGCCAAGCAACACACCAGUACACGACUGAAAAAUCACUGUUUUAAAUUUAAAUAUUCAGUUAAUGUUUCACGACUCUAGGACGUCCCGUCUUUUUUCAUUUGUUCAGAAGCUCAUAGGUGUAUAAAUUAUUAUGCGUAUUUUUAAUUUACUAAAAAUUAUUUAAAUGUACUAUUCUUGUACAUACGAGUACAUAACAUAUAUUUCGAAUAAUCUCACGAAAGAAUACCUGGAGCUGUAUUCCUGUCGUGGCAGCACACAUAAGUUUUAUCCGCCUUUUAAUUAUUUAAGUCCGACAUAAUUUUUUUUUUUUUAUAUAUGAAAGUUAUCCUUAUACAUAUGAAUUUGGAUGCGUAUAAUAGGCAUUGUAAUAAGGGUACAUGUAAUUUAUUUCUGUCGUAAACGUUAGCUAAUAUUAUGUUAACAAUGAGUUUGUGGAGAACGCGUAUUGUGGUAAUAAUACACAGCAUUAACAUAGUAAUUUUACAUAAGUAGGGACAAACGUGUAUUUACAUACAUUAGUUCAAGUUCCUUUGUGUAUUUAUAAUGAACUGGGUUAACUUACAAUUGAAAUCGGUAUUUACCAACGUGUCUAUAUUAAAAAAAAAUACAUGCAUUGAUCAUGAACCUCGAAGCAUAUGAAGUCCUGGAUGCCUGAAGACCUGUUGCUAGGUUGACACAUGAUUACAUUACUAUUGAUGAAAUACAUUACUAUUACCGCUACCAUAUUUAUGUUCUCCUGGUGUCUUCAUAGUAAUAUGUGGUGCGCAUGACGUCAGAAUAAAUUAAGGUACACUCGCGUCAUACAUAAGACGAUCACUUCUUCAACUAUGAUCGCCUGCUUCCUAUCUCAUUUUCUCCUACGUUAAAUCUUAUGUAUUUAUGUGUCUGCCUCUUUUUCGUUUAAAUGACUUUCAAAUCACAACGAUACUAAAGUUUUCACUUCAAAAAUUUCGUCGUAUUUGCUAUUUCUGUAAAUCUUAAAACGAAACGAUAAGAUUGAGAGGUAUCAUCAUAUUGUGUUCUUGCAUUAUUGACAUCACAAAAUUGUGUAAAUAGAUACAAUAUUUAUUAUAUAAUGCAACUUGUAUGUCCUGUUCGGUCGGAAAUGCCGAUUAGCUUAGAUUACGAUUAGUUUAUUACACUAAAUUAUAACUGAAAAAUAAUGACAAUACAAUCAAUACAAGAAACAGACCAAUCAGGGACGGCCUCAUAAACUAACGGCCAGUAAAAUUGUCAAAUAACAUUGUCUUACGGCCGUUUCCAAUAUUCAGUCUAUCUCUUACUUUAUAUAAAAAACGUAACUAUCGUUGACUUUUCUGUCCCAAUAAACUUAUCGACUGUAACUCACCUUAUCCGUACACGCUCUCUGUCAAUGGGACGACGUAUAGCUUACCAGCUGCAGCGAUAGAAGUUUGUAUGGCAAUUUCAAUUCACACGUCCCAAUGUAAGGCGAUAAGAAUGACUUAUCGGGUAUAUUGGGACAGCUUCAGAUCAUUGCCAGCUAAUUACUGACGUUAGAAGGUAGUAAUUUAUCUCUAUCUGUAGAUAGUAUAUUGGGAACGGCUAUUACAAUAUCACUAUAGUAUAUCCGUGACAUUGCAAUUUCACUAAAACCAGGCCUCUAAAAUGUAGGAAAUGAAGUCGAUUGACAAUCUACCGUUUUACACUCCCACCGCAGUGUUCAGUCACGGUUUUAUAAGAAAUCGACAAAACGAAAAUAGUUGAGAACUUCAGCAAUGUUACAGUUUUGAAUAAGCUGUAUUCAACUUUAUAAUGUUUAAAUUUAACAUACUUAAAUUAUAAAUUAUUAUUAUUGGUUUAAAAUUUAAUGACGAUGAGAGGUUUACAAUGUGUGGCAUUUUUAUUAUUUUGACCAAAGAUGAUGCAUUACUUAGAUUUUUUCCAUGCAUGGUAUGGUGUUACCAUAUAGGUACCUAGAAUGAUACUGUUUAAAUUCAAAAUGACUGACUCCUUGAAUACUUAAAAAAUGCCAGAUAGACAUAAGAUGUACAAUAAAUAUUGCACUGUAACUACGUAAUAAUACUAUUACAACACUAUUAAUUGAUGAUCAUAUAAAAUAAUUGUUGACCUUUACAAUGAUGAAUGCUUAGAUUAUUUUUACAUCUAGAUAGACUAUGACAGCUGUGGAAACGUGGAAAAAAAUUUAGUUUAGAACUAACUUCUAUUUUGAGCAAUUCACGUACACUAAAACAAAGUGUCAUUCGAAUCUCGAGUGUAAGACAUAGACACAAGCUUGUCACGCACACUAAACUAAUAUUACUGCCCUGUUUUUAUCGGUUCUCUAACAGCAAGAGACUAUCUAGAUGUAUAAAUUAUCUAAGCAUGAAUGCAUAUUUUAUUAUAUUCAAUAUAUUUAGCUUUUAUAACGAUGAAUUAAUAUUCUUAGCCGAAAUUGGUACAACUACAGAAAUAUGUGUAUUACACUCAAAACAAAUUAUUUGACAUGAUAGUGAAACGCACGUCAAUUAACCAUAGUUAAUUUUGAAACAUAAGUAUAAAUAGAUUUUAUAAGCUAUAAAUAAAUAAAAAACAACUUGAAUAAAACUGAUUAUUUCGAACUGAUAAUUAAGGUUCCUUCAAAUUAUUUAAAUAAGGCUUAUUGACCACGACAUGUUUCCGCCAUACCAUUGUGAUUUUAAGUUGAACCAUGUAGGUUUCAGACCACUGUACACUUUUCUAUUGUAUUUUUUUAUGCAAUAUUAGUUUUAAAUUUUCUUAUUGUAUACGAUUAAGCAAUCUAUGAUUUAUUUGUACAAAGCUUGAGUUUAUUUUAAGUUUUAGUGUAUUUUUAACAUAAUUAGUUAGAAAAAAAAACAACAUUGGUGUUGCCAACUUUUCGAAUUGCUUAGGAAUAAGAGACUUGGUGCGUAUGUAUUGGUGCGAGGUGUGUACAAAGACUUGAUACGUACAGAACAUGUACUAGGAGCUCAUAAACCUGCGCGGAUUUUUAUCGAAUAACUUGCGGCCCGCACAUAGUUAUUGGUUUUAAGUGUAUAAGUAACAGUGUAGGUCUGUCAAGUUGUAAGUACACGCUUCGUCCUCGGUAUUGGUUGCCCAUAGAUGGUUCUGUACCAUACAUAUUGGUAUUCUGAUACAACUAGUCGAUGUAACUUACUUUGUUUCUUCUUAGCGUCAUCAUAAAUAUGUGAUCUCUAAGCUCUGUGUUAUAAUGUGCUAUGUGUUAAAGUAUAGAGUAGUCGUUCAAAACUGUCACUUUUAUGUAACAGGUCUAUUUGUAUAAAGACAAAUAAAUGUGUAUAUAAAGUA